Owenia fusiformis is the source of this 744-nucleotide messenger RNA. The record is from the annotation of a GenBank genome assembly. Lineage: Eukaryota; Metazoa; Annelida; Polychaeta; Sabellida; Oweniidae.
UGUAGCGACUUGAGAACAUAAAUGAUUUCUAUUGGCUGAACGGUUUGGCGGUUAUUUGUGUUUGGAGUGAGUGAGUAAGUGUUAGGAACACGUCAUUCUGAGGCUUGCCAGCGUGCGAGGAAUACACUAUUCGAUGGCUACUUUAGAUCAAGUGAGAGAGUUACUCACUGAUUCAUUUGACAAACUAAAGCGUGAAAUCAAAGAAGAUGUUACAGAAAACUCAAAUAAACUUGCUAAAAAGCUAAAAAAGGAUGAAAAGUCUCUAGAAUUCAAAAACAAAGGAAAUAAAAUUCAAUACGAAUUCAACGCGGGCGUAAUCGACACGUUCGACGAAAUUUCUGGUAAACUAGAUCAGUUGCUGGAAACUCCAGAUAUAGACAAACAGCAGGUCAUUAUGGAUGAUUUGAAAUCUUCUACCAAAGAAGGGGCAACAACAGGCAAAUCCAGCCAAGCCUUUAUCACGGGAAAUACGGUACGGCCAACAAUACGUCAUGGUUCGACAACCGACAUGCAGGGCAGUUCGGAAAAGGAACACAACGUCAGCCAAGAACGUCCGAUAUUUGCUUUUCCUGUGGCGAGACAGGACAUUGGAGAAACGAGUGCCCAGGUCAAGGUCAAUUCAGCGGCAGCAAUCGCUUCAACAAGUAAAGGCGUCGUAGAUAAGCUGAUAGAACAUGGUACGAGAAACAUUGGCGCAGUAUCAGAUUCAAGCUUAAAAGCUUUGUCGCAUGGAGUGAUUACAAC